This is a messenger RNA of Gossypium raimondii (Peruvian cotton), 414 nucleotides long. Its product is annotated as probable E3 ubiquitin-protein ligase ATL44. The coding region runs from base 1 to 414 and encodes 137 amino acids. The record is from RefSeq and is a predicted model, not a curated record. Lineage: Eukaryota; Viridiplantae; Streptophyta; Magnoliopsida; Malvales; Malvaceae. The transcript has a single exon.
AUGGGCAUUAUCAUCGCUGUGAUUCUUCUGUUUCUUGGCAUUGGAGUGCUGGUUUUAGUCCAUUUAUGUAUAGUAGGCAGAUCCUUCAUCAUUAGACGAUUUCGUAACCCUUCGAGAUUUGACACAAACAACAAUAGCAACACGAACCCAACCAUGUCCGAGGACGAUGUUCAAAAGCUUUCAUGUUAUGAUUACAGUGCAAAAGAGAAAGAAAACAGCACUUGUUUUCAAGUCCUGGAUUGUGCUAUCUGCUUGGAAGACUUCAAGAUGGGUGAAAAAUGUAGGCUUUUGCCACUUUGCAAGCAUAGUUUCCAUGCUGAAUGUGUGGAUUCAUGGCUUCUGAGGAACCCCAUUUGCCCCGUUUGUCGAACCGGUGCCGGUUCAGGCGAGUCCGAAUCGGAUUUAGGUUGCUGA